CAUCAGCAUCAGCUUCUCAAUAAUUCAGGAGUACAAUUGCACCGCCAAUCAGCCACCCCCAAAAAUCAUGAGGAGACGAAAGAAAGCAACUUGGUCUCCAUAAAUAACAAUCUGGAGAUUGAAAGAGAGAGAUCAUCAUCGAUAUCGCAAGUGCCGAUUAGUGACCCUUGGAGUAAUGAUGAAUUGCUUGCACUGCUCAGGAUCAGAUCUACCAUGGAUAAUUGGUUCCCUGAGUUCACUUGGGAACAUGUCUCAAGGAAGCUAGCAGAGCUUGGCUUCAAAAGGAGUGCCGAGAAGUGCAAAGAGAAAUUUGAAGAAGAAAGCAGAUACUUCAACAACAUUAACUUCACCAAAAACUACAGGUUUCUCAGCGACCUUGAGGAGCUCUGUCAUGGUGGCGAUGAUCAAAACCCUGAUCAGGCAGCUGCUGGGGCUGAAAACAAGAACCAACAAAAGGUGGAAAAGCCAAGCAAUAAUGAAGGAGAUGAAGAUAACAGGUGCCAGAUUUUGGAUGAAGACUCAACAAGAAAUGAAACGGUUGUUGGCAGCAAGGAAUUUGAUGACCAGGACAAAGAGAAAGAGGUCGUGGAAAGAACAAAGUGCAAUGUUGUUAGGAAGAGAAAACGACAGAGAAGAUUUGAGAUGUUAAAGGGUUUCUGUGAGGACAUCGUGAACAGGAUGAUGGCUCAGCAAGAAGAGAUGCACAGCAAGCUUCUUGAAGACAUGGUGAAGAGAAGUGAAGAAAAGCUUGCAAGGGAAGAAGCUUGGAAGAAGCAAGAGAUGGACAGGAUGAACAAGGAGCUUGAAAUUAUGGCACAUGAACAAGCUAUUUCUGGUGACAGACAAGCUACAAUUAUCAAGUUCUUGAAGAAAUUCGUAUCAUCAAGUUCUAGUUCUACUUCUUCAGAACCAAGUUCUGAUCAUGAUCAUCACACUAAUUCAUCUUCCUUGAUUAAUCAAGCACAAAACCCUAAUCAUCCCACGUGUCGUCAGGAGAAAGAACCAGCAUCAUCUACAAUAAUUCAAAAGUCUGGUACUUCUUCCCACACUCCAAAUAACCCAAGCACACCUACUUCAUUAACUGAAACCCUUGCACCCCAAAGCCCUAGUUCAAGUACUCUUGCUCCAACUCCAACCAUUCCAAAAGUCCCCAUACCUCCAGAAAACCCUAGCUCCGAUCAUCUCAAUACCCAAAACCCUACUUCCAAUGACGAUAAACAAGACCUCGGGAAGAGGUGGCCAAGAGAUGAAGUGCUGGCUCUGAUAAACUUGAGGUGCAGUCUCUUCAACAAUGGCAGUGCUGAUCAAGACAAGGAUGGAGUUGUGAAAGCUCCUCUCUGGGAGAGGAUCUCACAAGGGAUGUUGGAGAAGGGUUAUAAGAGAAGUGCAAAGAGGUGCAAAGAGAAAUGGGAGAACAUUAAUAAGUACUUUAGAAAAACAAAGGAUGUUAACAAGAAGAGGUCUCUUGACUCUAGGACUUGCCCGUAUUUUCAUCAAUUAAGCACUUUGUACAAUCAAGGCAUACUUGUACCACCUUCUGAUCAUAUUCAAGGGCCAGAUCAUCAAACCCGCUCGGCUUCGCCGGAAAAGAAGUCUCUAGCUUCUCCGGUCGUACCACAAACUGGCCUUGAUUCUUCUGAUCAAGGUAGGUCUAGUGCCGAUGAUGAUUUAUCUAAGCAUAAUAUUAUUGCUGAAGGUGAGAAAAACAAUAUGGUACAGCCAGUACCAGCAGCAGCUUUCGAUUUUGAAUUCUAAUUAAUUUGCAUAUUUGUGUGUGCAUUCUCAAUAAUAAACUAAUAUUAAUAAUAUGUGAUACCUUUUUCCUUCUUGUCGUGGUGAACAUGUGGUAGCUAGUACUCAGUCGACAUGAAUUUUAUUUAUUUCCAAUGUUUUUAUUU
Messenger RNA from Prunus avium (sweet cherry), 1898 nucleotides. Its product is annotated as Duplicated homeodomain-like superfamily protein. Lineage: Eukaryota; Viridiplantae; Streptophyta; Magnoliopsida; Rosales; Rosaceae. The record is from RefSeq and is a predicted model, not a curated record.